UCUAAGACUUCCACAUGGAAAGCUUUCUGGAUCGGUAGGCUACAGACUGAGAGGCUUCUUUCCCUCUUCCUUCAAAUCAUUAACUUCUAGAGGAUUACUUGUCUUGACACCCUGGUGCCCAUGUAGAUUGUGGAUAGUCUCGUCUCCUUGGUCCUCCACUGAGGAUGUGUUGACUUUCUGUCCCUGUGGUCAAACUCCUGUGAUGGAUGGUGUAUUUAUCUGUGGACCUGAGCAUUCCACCCAUGUCUGAAAAGAAUCAGCUUUGUUUGACCUGAAAUUGGGUUUGUCUCGAAAGACAGAGGGAGAGAGAGAGACAAAGACUAUUUUUUAAACCUAAAGGAGGGGAGAGAGGUAUCAGAUUGGGAUUAGGCUGUUAUGAGGUCAGUUUGUGUUUCAGCAUCCUUCACUCUCUGACACACAAACAGAGGAACUUGGGCCCCAAGGCUUUGAGGGACCCAUCUAAGGCAAAGUCCAGAGAAAAGAUCUAAAGCUAUGAGUGAGGUUGUUUUUAGAGCUUGGUUCAGUGAAAUUUCACUCUAGCAGCACAUAAUCGACUUAGCUCUAGACUAGUUUGAAAGACAGACAGAGAGGUUAGGUGUAAAGGAAUGGAGACCCUAAGAGACAGCAGUGAUCCAUGGGAGGUCUACGAGAGGGAAACCUCCAGCAGCAGCUCUUGUGAUGCAGGCCAGAAUGCCUGUCCUCAGGAGGAACUCAGACUUGAACACCUGCUGUUGCUGAGGGAUGCAUUUACCAGUCGCACACCCUCGGACAAGGGGUCCCGGCGGAGUUGGAGAGGUACACGGAGAAAGGGAGGAGGUAAAGGAGGGAUGAGUCUAGAGGAGUUCCAGAAUGCUCUGAGUGCUGUGAUUGGUCCAAACAGCCAGAGCGGAUGGAUGGAGAGGGUCUUCAAUGAGAUUGACGUGUCGCGUGAUGGCUAUGUGGAGUGGGAGGAGCUGUGUAGCUACCUGCUGCAGCAGUGCAGAGAGAGAGACCGCACCUCCAGGCCUAGAAGUGCUCUACUGGACACUGAACCACUCAUCAGACGCUGCUCACACAACAAGCAGGAGCCCACUAUCCGUGUAGUGGUUGUUCCCCAUCCUCCCCCCCUCCGCUACAUCAGUGUCAGUAAGGGGGGGCUGCUCACUGUGUGGAACAACCGACUACAUGUCCUCAAGACUCUGGAGCUGGCUGGAGACCCUGCAGAGCAAGGGGUUAACAGAAGGAGGUUCAGGGGCUGGACCACUGAUGCUGUCUACCUGCCCAAAGUCCACAAGGUCGCCAUAGCAACCAGCAGCAGGGACCUCCACUUUGUUGACGUGUCCACGGCCAGCUGCUUUGAGGACGUCCACUUGUUUGGGUUCACCAAUGUUCCAACCUCUCUCUGCUACUGGCAUGAUACAAAGUCUCCAGGGCGGCGCUCUUUGCUGCUGUGGGGAGAUGAGAAGGGAGGGAUCCAUCUGUUGUGGUUCCUCCAACCCCACAUUGGGCUGUUUGAGAGCCCCUUCACUGAGGACAAUGUCCCUCAGAGGAUUUACAUGCAGGAUAUUGGUGACCACAGCCGCCUAGUCUCCUAUCAACACAUCCCCGCAGUCCACCAGGAACCAAUCAACAGGAUCAUGUUCGAGCCCCACACUGACCUCAUCAUGACAUCAUCAGGAAGCGACGCCUCCUCAGUGGUCAUCAUGCACAUGUCACUCAGGAGAAAAACCUAUGUUUGGAAAAUCAAUAAGGGUGUGACGUGUUUUGAUUUCAGCAGGUCUCUCAACCUGUUGGUGACGGGUGGUCUGGACCCUGCGGUCAGACUGUGGAACCGCUUCAUUACCACUCGGCCAGUCGCGGUCCUGCACGGUCACGGCACCACAGUACUGGACGUGUUCAUCUACCAACCACUGGGACAGGUCCUCAGCUACUCCAAAAAUGCUGAGCUGAGGGUGUGGGACAUCUCCUCCCAUCGCUGUCUGAGGACCGUCCACCUGCAGUUCCCCUGUCUGCAGCCAGGGCGCACCCCAGAGCACGGCAACUUCCCGUUCCUGUUGGUGUCCCCACCCUUCCUGCCGCAGACUCCGCCCCAUAUCCUCGUGUCCUGUAGAGACUACCUGGCCAGGCUGAGGCUGGAGGAAGGGGGGAGGGGGGAGGAGAAGGGAGAAGGGGGGAGAGGAGGGGGGAGACAAUGCCAUGGUGCCCCCCUCUCCUGUGCCCUCUACAACCCCACACUGAAACAGGUCAUCGCCGGAUGUGACGACUCGUCUGUAUCAGUGUGGGACGUAGAAACAGGGAGGCUGCAUCUGAAGAUCACCAGCGCUCAUGGAGAGGAGGAGAUUACCUGCAUGGCGCUAGACUCCUCCCACAGACGACUCAUCACUGGUGCACGCAACGGAACGAUCAAGGUGUGGAACCUACUGAAUGGCCUCAACCUACACAAGCUAGAGCCUGUCACCCUCUCAGAGGUCACAGGGGUCAUCUGUCUUCAUUACAACCAGUUGCUGGCCGUGGGGUGGAGCCAGCAGGUCGCUCAGUAUGACAUCAAAGGGGCUAAGGAUAUGUUUGUGAGGGCUGACAUGUCGUGGAAGUCAGGUCAGCAACACAGAACUGACAUCCUGGUGGUUGACCACUGCCCUGCCCUGGGGGUCAUUGCUACUGGCAGCCAUGAUGGAGAGGUCAUCGUCUGGACCUUGGACACACAGAGACCCCUGGUUCGCCUGCAGAGGGCCACACACUCACUGACAACGCCCCCUGUGGACGCGUUGCUGUUCCUGCAGCGGAGGGCUGGGGACAGACAGUGGAGGAACAGACCUCUCCUCCUCUCCUCACAGGCUGGAGGGAUCUAUUGGUGGAGCAUCACUGGACACACACACACACACGGUCAGUUCUAUGCCCCUGAUAGAGAGAAGGAGUAUGUGUUGGGGCUGAGUUCAGACCAAGAGAACAACAUCCUGGUCACUGGAGACACAGCAGGGUGUGUUCAGGUCUGGGACAUCUCUCAGUACGCACUCAACAUCACACAGGAGCCCUCCUCCAGCCGCCCUCCUCUCCUGCAGUCCUGGAGGGCCCAUGAGGGGGCGAUAGUGAGUGUUGAGGUUCUGGUGUACACAGAGAGACUCUUCUUCCUCUCUGGCUCUGUGGAUGGGACCACCAGAAUGUGGACGGUUGAGGGAGGGGAGGGAGGGCAUGUAGGUUCCUUUGGACAGGAACCACAGUGGAGCCUCACUGACCCAGCCACUCACCACACCUCCAGAGACCAGCUAAAUGACCUGGCUGAUGGGGAGAAGGAAGAAAGGGAGGAGAAGAGUGAGAGUGAAAGUGACCAAUCACAGAGCAGCGAGGUCACAGGUCAAAAAUCUGCUAUUUUCAGCGGGGGUCAUGGUUCACCAGCGCAAUGUCUUUAUGAAGGGCCUGUAGAGGAAGCCCCAACACCAGAGAACCAGACAGGGCCUGUAGAGGAAGUCCCAACACCAGAGAACCAGACAGGGCCUGUAGAGGAAGCCCCAACACCAGAGAACCAGACAGGGCCUGUAGAGGAAGUCCCAACACCAGAGAACCAGACAGGGCCUGUAGAGGAAGCCCCAACACCAGAGAACCAGACAGGGCCUGUAGAGGAAGCCCCAACACCAGAGAACCAGACAGGGCCUGUUGGCACACAGGAGAGCCGUGCUCCAAGUCAUACUCAACACACCAAGGUGUCUCAGUGUCACCAGCUGUAUGCGGGCAUCCAGAGGAAGAUGGCAGUGAGGAGCGAGAGGAGGCAGGUGUUUGGUGACAUCAACGUCAAUAAGAUCUUCCCCAUCGGGGGCGUGUGCACGCCCUUCCAGGCCCUGGCUGUGCAGGACUGUCAGGAGGUGUUCCUGCUGGAUGAUUUACCCAUGAGCCCCUGGAUGCAGCGUCAGGCUCUGAGUUGUGUGAGUGAUGCAGGGCUUAGCUCCCUACAGCUGUCAAUCAACAGCUCAGAGCAAGAACAGGAAGCCACCUGACCAGCCUCCUCCUCCUCCUUCUCCUCUUCCUCAUCUUCCUCAUCCUCCUCCUUCUCCACCUCCGCCUCUUCCUCUCCGCCAUCAUCUUCCUUCUCCUCCACCUCCUCCUCCUCCUCCUCUUCUCCUAUCAGAUUGUAGUGUAAUAAUAUCUAACAUGCAUGAUAUUAUUUAUACCUCACAUGCGACUCAUAAUAAAACUAAGCAAUUAGCCCAUUAAAUGAAUUAUCUGACUCCAUAAGAUCAAUAACAAUUUGCAAGAACACUAUAGUUAAACCAUGUGCAAACAAGUAUUAUGCGUUUAACUGAUUGAUCAAGGAAUGGUCAUGAGAAUGUAAUUCUAAAUAAAAGUAUUAGUUAAUAACUUUGUAAAAUGAAUGAUAACAUUAUACAAGGCAUAAAGCUUAAGUUACAAAGCAUUAACAAGCAUUACAAGGCAUUAGAGAGAGAGAGAGAGAGAGAGAGAGAGAGAGAGAGAGAGAGAGAGAGAAAGAAAGAGAAGCAGGUCAGGAACAUAAGAGAAUGAACAAUUAAUCUAAUACCCUUUUAUAAGCAUCUGAGUUGUUUGAACUCAAAAUCUGAGUUGUUGACGAAUAGCAUUACUGUAAAGUUAACCUCCAAUCAGAUAUCAGACCUACAGUGCAUUCGGAAAGUAUUCAGACCCUUUGACCUUUUCCACA
This is a messenger RNA of Coregonus clupeaformis (lake whitefish), 4645 nucleotides long. RefSeq names its product WD repeat-containing protein on Y chromosome. Gene Ontology annotation, molecular function: protein binding; calcium ion binding. NCBI's taxonomy places the organism in Eukaryota, Metazoa, Chordata, Actinopteri, Salmoniformes, Salmonidae. The transcript has 20 exons. The record is from RefSeq and is a predicted model, not a curated record. Bases 606 to 3968 code for a protein of 1120 amino acids.